AUGAAUGCAAAAGUAAUAUUUUGGAUAAAUGUUUUCAUAUUGUCGAAUGGAAUAACGAUUCUACAAAGUCUUAGGACUUGGAGUGACAAACAGUUAUUUCCAUCUUAUAAAAUCCCUGAAGAUGGUCUAAGUCCUCGACGUUCAGUGGUGAGAAGGAAAAUAGUGCUGUAUCAUAACUUUUUUCGUACUAAAGUUAGACCAACAGCGUCUAAUAUGUUGCUUAUGUCAUGGCAUCCUCUUGCUGCUCGCCAAGCACAAAACUACGCAGAACGCUGUGUCUUCUUGGAGCACAAUAACCCCGCUGAAAACACAGUUCCACAUUUAGGAUCGUGUGGCCAAAAUCUCUUUGUAGCAUCACAGAAAACUCCCUGGUUUUUUGCAAUAAAGACAUGGUUUUUGGAAUAUCAAAACUUUACUUACGGUGCACCGAUAAGAAAUUUGAAAGCAGUUGGGCAUUACACGCAGAUGGUCUGGGCUACAACUCAUAAAGUUGGCUGCGGUGUAGCUCACUGUCCCGGCGGUCCAUGGGGCCACUUUUAUAACUAUGUGUGUCACUACUGCCCUGGGGGCAAUAUUGAAACAAUAAUACAAUACCCAUAUAAGACCGGUAACCAAUGUGCUGACUGUCCCGGGAAUUGCGUAUCCAACGCACUGUGUACGAACUUCUGCCCAGUCAAAGACCAUUUCUCCAACUGUCGGGAACUUGCGGCGAGUGCUGAUGUCUGUUCACAGGGUAUCUGUAACGCGACUUGUACCUGUGGUGAUAAGAGGAUACACAGAAAUUAUCCAUGGUAG
Molecule: messenger RNA, 795 nt
Organism: Leptosia nina
Lineage: Eukaryota; Metazoa; Arthropoda; Insecta; Lepidoptera; Pieridae
Source: the annotation of a GenBank genome assembly